Molecule: messenger RNA, 3813 nt
Organism: Lodderomyces oxycetoniae
Lineage: Eukaryota; Fungi; Ascomycota; Pichiomycetes; Serinales; Debaryomycetaceae
Exons: 2
Coding region: 1-3813 (1270 amino acids)
Biological process (GO): mitochondrial transcription
Cellular component (GO): mitochondrial DNA-directed RNA polymerase complex
Molecular function (GO): DNA-directed RNA polymerase activity; mitochondrial promoter sequence-specific DNA binding
Source: RefSeq, a predicted model, not a curated record
AUGCAAAGGUUUAGAAUACCGAGGAGUUCACUAGUUGGUGCUAAAUUAUUGCACAGCGGUGUUGGUGCGCCAAUUGGUGCUAAAUUAUUGCACAGCGGUGUUGGUGCGCCAGUUGGUGCUAAACCAUUAAUGCAUGGUGGUGCUGGUGAUGAUUUUCUGACAAUUUCGAUAUUCAAUAUUGACGAGGCGCUUAUUGAAAAUAAAAAGUCGACGAAAUGGAAGGGUCUUUUAAGCAAAUACUCACAAGCUGCUAGUAAAGAUGACAACGAUAUGUGUUUGUCCAUAUUACAUGACAUGGCUGCAUUCGUUGUCUGCAACUCGGAAGGUGGUGGGACCAACCAAGAAUUUGUGCAAUAUAUUGAAUGCUUUCGAAUCUGGUUGAAACUUGUUGUCAACGGCAAAUCGUUUACAGUAAUUACAAGGGUGAGAAAAGCCGUAGAAGAUUAUGAAAGGGUUAUUCGUGAAAGACAAAAAAUGGGACUCAAAAAUGGAUUUCAACAGCAAGAGGAAGAUGAUUUGGUUUUGGAUAUUCUAAAAGCUAUAUUGCUUUCAUAUCAUUUGGCCAAAGAGUUUGGAAAAAGCUCUUUAUUUACUGUUCCAAUAGAAGAGUAUUUUGCUCAAAUAGCGAUGACCUACAAAGUGGAUUUGAAUGGAUUAAGGUCAAAAUUGACCGAAAAGACCCUCAUUAAAGCCCUUGAUACUAUUACACGAUUCGAUCAAGCAGAAACACAUAUCAAGACUGAAUCUGAUGAAUUGCAGAAGAAUCUGCUGCUGCUGCUGCUGCUGCUACCGCUGCCGCUGCCGCAGCUGCCUUUACCUAAACCAAUCGAGUCAUACUUGGAAGACUCUGGGGCUCUACAAUUCCAUAGGGCUUGUGAUUAUAUACUUGAGAACAAAUUCCAAUGGAAAGGUGGUGAAAUAAAAAUUCCCAUAUACAAGUUUUACGAGAAUUUAGAGAAACAAGAGAAGGGGGAGUUCAUGACACAAUAUCUUCAGUUCAACACGAUCAAACAAGCAAACUUGGAGAAAUAUUUACAUCGAAUAAUCAAAAGCAAUUUAAAUAGCAAUGAGCAAGAAAGACGAAUGGCCUUUUUCAAAAAGGAGAAAAACUACAUUGAAUCAUGGGUAGAUUUAACCACAUCUUAUAUAGAGGAGAACUUCAACUUUUCAGAACGCCCAGCUUCUCAAGAUGAGAAACUACUUUUCCAUUUUCAGCCGUUUUUCAAAGUUUUUCCUAUGAAAUCUAUAAUAUGUCAUAUUAUUUACACUUUGAUGGGACGAGUAGGAGAUAAAAGGAUACCGCUUUCUGAAUUGUUGGAUAGAUGGCGUUUUGUUUAUGUGCGUCAAAUUGCGACUCUGAGCUCAAGCAAUAUUAAAAACUUGGUUCUACAGUAUACCCUGGAAAAAUCAUUUGACGAACUAUCACACUUGAUCCUUGACGCGGUGAUGAAAUCUUGCAAGAUAAGAUUGACGAAUUCGGAGUUGAGUUUUCUUGAACAAGAAACCCCAAAGAAUGUAAUGAUGCCGUUUCUUAGUUUAGGUAACAGUGGACAUGGACAUGAGCAUGAGCAUGAGCGUGAGCAUGAGCAUUAUGCUUUUCGAAGUGAAGUAGAGCAACACUAUACUAAAAGAGCUAGACUUAUUCGAAUACAUCCAGCUUUAAUAAGAGACUUGGAAUCUACCUCAUACUACGGAGAAGGCAGCAAUUUCCCUCUUUUGUGUCCCCCUAAACAAUGGAUAGGACCAAAAUCUGGAGGAUAUUUGAGCUAUCCUGUUAAUUUUGUUACUGGAUUUGACAAAUUGCAGCGUUUUUAUUUGCAAAAAGCUCAUAUUCAAGGAAAAUUGGAUCGAGCGUUUCUUUGUCUUGAUCAAAUGGGGAAAACUGCUUGGUCAAUUAAUGGCAAUAUGUUGAAGGUGUUUAAUUCAAUAAUGCAAUUACCAAACGGAUUUCUCAAUGUGCCACGACCAUUAACUAAGGGGAAGUGUACGCAAGAGGUGCUGGAUUUGAAUAAUCAAAGGAAAUUUUAUGAAGCAAUCAACAGGUUGGCAAAUGCAUAUGGAAUCAACGGAGAUGCUUUUUAUAACUGUUAUAUGUUUGAUUUCAGAGGUCGAGCAUAUCCACUAUCGAUGUUGAAUCAUUAUGGAGAGGAUUUAAUCAGAUCGUUGUUUCAGUUUUAUGAAUCUCGCCCCUUAGGUAAAAGCGGGUUUUACUGGUUAAAGUACCAAGCGGCUUCUUUAUUCGAACCAGGGAGUGAGGCAUCUUGUGAACAGUUUUUUGAAAAACAUAAAGAGGACAUUAUAAACUCAGCAAAAAGACCCUUGGACAAUAAUAAUAAUAAUAAUAAUAAUAAUAAAUGGUGGAUGAAAGCUGACCAACCGUUCCAGUUAUUGGCCGUGUGCUUUGAAAUUGCAAAUGUGUUGAAGCAUAUAGAGGAGAGUGGUGGUAAUGGUGAUGCAAAAAUAGAGCAGUAUCUUUGUCGUUUGCCAAUCCAUCAAGACGGUACUUGUAAUGGGUUGCAACAUUAUGCUGGUCUAGCCAGAGACAAAUCAGGAGCAAAGUCGGUUAAUUUGAUUCCCCUGGAGACAAAGCAAGAUGUUUAUUCGGAAAUUAGAGAUUUGGUUGAAAAAAAGAUACUUGAAGAUAUAAACAAAUUUGAAACUCAAGAGGAAAUUGAUAAUGCCCGAUUUAAGUUGGAAAUAUUGAGUAGAAAGAUUGUAAAGAGACCUGUUAUGACUAGUGUUUAUGGAGUUAGUGGAUUUGGAGCAAAACUACAGAUCAAAAACGAGAUUCGUGAUAUUGUGGAUAAUUUUGCGCAAAACCCAUCACGAUGCCAAUAUGACGAGUCGGUGAUUUUUAAAUUAAAAUCAUUUACUAUGAAGGAUGCGAGCUAUUUAGUCAAUAAGAUCUUUGCUUCAAUUGAUGAGUUGUUUGUAAAUGCUAAGAAAAUUGAAAAAUGGUUGGUUCAUACUAGUGAUCGGAUCCUCAACAGCUAUAACAUAAAGACACUAGACUAUCUAGCAAGCAAAAAUUCCAAAUUGUUAAACACUUAUUUCAAUAAACCAGUGAAUUAUUCUCCUAUAAGUUGGAUUUCACCAGUGGGAUUCCCAGUAGUACAAGUUUAUCGCAAACCAUCAAACGCAACCACUCGGGGAAAAAUGGGUUAUUUUGUAAUUGAUAAUACAGAUAGGCAUACACCUGCUGAUAGACGCAAGCACAAAUUGGCAAUCGCUCCUAACUUUAUUCAUUCCCUAGAUGCGUCACAUAUGGCUAUGACAUGUGACGCCGCAGUUAAAAAUGGGUUGACAUUUGCUUCUAUACAUGAUUCAUACUGGACUCACGCGUGUGAUAUGGAGAAAUUGUCUUCAAUAUUAAGGGAGAAGUUUGUUGAAUUGCAUUCCUUUGAUUAUAUGAAAUGUGUGAAAGAGGAUUUAGAGAACCAAGUAAAAAGUUCCUAUCAAUUGGUUUAUUUUGAAAAAGAAAAGUAUCGUGAAUUGUAUGAGAAAGUAAAAGAGAUCCGUCGACAGUAUGGAGAAAAGACAAUUGCGCAGCAGAUGAGUUCUGAAUUGAGAAGUUUAUCAUCGAUGUCUUAUGAAGACCAUCAAGUGCUGAAAUUGAUUAAACAGUAUGAACCGAUACUUUAUUAUGUUCAAGGAAGUAAAACAUUUGAAUACAACUCAAACUUUCCCAUGCAAAUUGAUCGUAAGUUGAAGAAAAAAGUUCCUGUUUUCGUUCCUGUUAGAAUCAUGGAUUUGCCGCUGAAGGGUGACUUGGAUAUCAACUUGGUGUUGAAGAGUAGAUUCUUCUUCUCCUAA